Molecule: messenger RNA, 1032 nt
Organism: Aspergillus oryzae RIB40
Lineage: Eukaryota; Fungi; Ascomycota; Eurotiomycetes; Eurotiales; Aspergillaceae
Exons: 3
Coding region: 1-1032 (343 amino acids)
Source: RefSeq, a predicted model, not a curated record
AUGGCCUUCAUCCACCACUCCAACGCUUCGCGUUUCAGUAUCCAGGCCCAAACGGAGGCCGCCGUGUGCAUGAAGAAUCUCUCCAACUGGACACCUGCUGUCGCUGAAAUUCGCACUUGGCCUGAAUACACGCCACAGCCACUCCGGACACUCCCCGGCCUCGCGCAAAAACUGGGAGUAAAUCAGGUCUUUGUCAAGGAUGAAAGCAAGCGCUUUGGCGCUUAUUUCGGCUCAUUCAAGGCCAUAGGUGCCCCGUAUGCGGUCUAUAAGAUCCUCGCAGACGAAAGUUAUACAAAGACAGGAGUUCGGCCGUCACCAGUCGAGCUGCGUACUUUUAAAUAUCGCGACAUUACCAAAAGUGUAACUGUGUGCGUUGCGUCCGAUGGUGACCAGGGUCGUGGACUGGCAUAUGGCGCCCAGUUGUUUGGCUGCCGGUGCGCCGUCUAUAUCCACAGCCACGUCAGUGAAGGCCGCGCAGACAUAACGAAAGAGCUAGGCGCAGUGGUGAUUCGAGUUUAUGGGGAAUAUAAAGCGUCUGUUUCCCGUGCAAAAGAGGAUGCCCGCAUGAAUAACUGGUUUUUCGUGAGCAGCACCUCCUGGCCCGACUUUGAUAAUGACAUCCCACAGCAUGGCUUCUACACUCGCCUUCACGAUGAUCGCCCAUCCGGAAUACCACAGUUCAUUGUCGUUGAACCAUCCGAGGCAGAUUGUCUCCUGCAGAGCGCCAGACACGGAAAUCAGAAUGGCUUUGUCGCAGUCCCGGAUACCAUUGCGGUAGAUAGUAUGAAGACAUUGGCCAGUGGUUGUGAAGGCGAUAUUUCUGUGGUAAGCGGCGAGUCUUCAGCGGCCAGUAUGUGUGUCCUGCUUAGAGCCAGCACUGACUCGACGGUGCGUAACAAGCUCGGGCUGGAUGCGAACAGUCAGGUCUUGUUGUUCGUAUUGGAGGGCACCACAGAUUCCCAGAUAUUCGAGUCGUUAGUGGGCACGUCGCCAGCGGCGGUGUUUGCGGCCAAGGGGCCCUUCGCGGUCUAG